Messenger RNA from Miscanthus lutarioriparius, 582 nucleotides. Lineage: Eukaryota; Viridiplantae; Streptophyta; Magnoliopsida; Poales; Poaceae. The record is from the annotation of a GenBank genome assembly.
AUGGAUCCCAUUAGCAUGGAGAAGAUCAGGGCCAUGAACAAGUACAACAAGAGCAGGAGGCAGCUGCAGCUUCCUACUCUCUCAGUCUACAUGGCUGCCACCUUUGUCCUCUGCCUGCUGCUCACUAGCCCUGCCUGGUUCCCCAGGCUGUGCUCGUUCCUCAGCUUCUUCUUCCUCACCAUCACCACCCUCCCUGACCUGGUCACGUCCUUCCUGCUCAGCCCCAAGUGCCUCUUCGUCGUCGGCAACCUCAUCGUUGCCUUCCUCGUUGGGGAGUCUAGGCUGGCGCCGAGGAGGGACGAUGACCAGCCUUCCUUGGUGAACGAGAUACAUGAGGACCAUGUGAAGAAGAACACGGCGAUGGCCGCAAAGACGACUACCGCAGCAUCAGCAGCAGUGGCGGUGACGGCGGCUGACCACAGCGCCUUUGUCGGAGCCGCCGUUGUGGAGGAGGUGGAGGUGGAGGCGAAGGAAGAGGAAGGAGAAGAGGAGGAGCUGCACAAGAGAGUGGAGGACUUCAUUGCAAGGGUCAAGAAGCAAAGGAAGUUGGAGCUCAAAAGCUUCUUCGAUGUCGAUCGAUGA